AUGCAUUAUUUGGAAGAUUUGGUUGAAUUAUUGGGCUUCCUUCCAGCUGAAAUGAAAAAGAAAUGUGCAGAAUUGAGAGAACUUGAUUGUCAAUAUCAAGCAAAAAUGGAAAAAUUGGGUGUUGACUCAGAACAACUAAUUGAAGCAUAUCCUACUUUAACUGCAAUUGAGUCUGAAAAGAAAAAUAAAGAAUUGGAACAGCGUUAUAACGAGGCUAGAAUAAUUGCAGAUUCAAAAGUACAUAUAACAGAAUAUUUGCAGUCUGUGCUUGAAAAAUAUAACGAAAAAGUCGUUAAAGACUUGACUGAUUUUAAAACAGAAUUGGAAAUUGAAAAUCCUGGAGAGGUUGAGUUAAUUGAAAAAGCAUUUAUUCAAUCAAUUACAAACCCACAACAACCACCAACAGCUUCAAAUAUAAUAAAUUCAACGACAACAACGUCUUCAAAUUUAAUAUUUUUUGAUGAAGAUUCUUCUUUGUCUUGUGAUACUGUUCAUAAUUUACAAAUUGAAGGGCAACAGCAAUCUACUAAUAGUCCUAAUACACAUUUAAAUGGGUUUGGAAAAUUUUAUAAAGAUUUUAAAAAAUUUUCCCAAAAGACUCAUAAUGGUCAGCUUUCUCUCCUUCCUUAA
Meloidogyne enterolobii is the source of this 630-nucleotide messenger RNA. Lineage: Eukaryota; Metazoa; Nematoda; Chromadorea; Rhabditida; Meloidogynidae. The record is from the annotation of a GenBank genome assembly.